Messenger RNA from Aureobasidium subglaciale EXF-2481, 4307 nucleotides. RefSeq lists its product as uncharacterized. The coding region runs from base 385 to 4092 and encodes 1235 amino acids. Gene Ontology annotation, biological process: positive regulation of transcription by RNA polymerase II. Gene Ontology annotation, molecular function: ATP-dependent chromatin remodeler activity; DNA binding; ATP binding. Gene Ontology annotation, cellular component: nucleus. The record is from RefSeq and is a predicted model, not a curated record. NCBI's taxonomy places the organism in Eukaryota, Fungi, Ascomycota, Dothideomycetes, Dothideales, Saccotheciaceae. The transcript has a single exon.
CAGCCAAAGAGAUCUAGUCAUUUCCUUGGAGUGGACCCGAGAUACAAGUGCUUGUUGAUGCUCAUAGAUCUCUGCAGCAUCGAGUACCCACCUUGUUUGAUGGUUGUCACACUCAAGCUUUGAUUAGCACCAAUUGCUCUCAGUGAUGGCAUGAGCACCACAACAACCUUUCUUCUCUUUGACUCAUCAAAUUCACCAAAUCUGGUGUAUGAUACAGAGGUUCCUAAUUUCACGCCAUAGCAUAUGACACUCGACAUCUUCGUCGUGUCACAUGACUACAUUCACUUCUCUUGGAAUCAGCCGCCAAUUCUUCUAGAAGGGAACUCUCGUGAAGACAGGGCUUUGCUUCACUGGCUCUGAACCAUUUGCUUCGGCUUCACAAUCAUGGCGAGCCAGUCACUUCAACCACAGAAUCCUUUGAGUCCCGGCACUCAAUCGCCCGCGCCCAAGAGACAACGUUUGUCGGCCUCUAGUCUUCUGUCCAUGUUCAAGCCCAGGCAGCGACCUUUGUCUACGCCUAUGAGUCCUUUGCAAUCUACCAGCCAGCCCUCUCCAAAUAAAGCCAUGGCAGAAGAGCCCUCUGAUGCCGCAGUGUCUUCUAGCACACUCGAACUAGUGGAGGAAGUCGGAGUUGAUCGCAAAGACGCUUCUCGUGUCAACGACGAUGACGAGGAUGUCAUGUCCAAUAUCGAUGUUGCGAGUCCAACCAAACCCAGUACAGUCAAACUCAACCCCAUCACUCCAACAAGAACUCUACCUCCACGAGCUGCUCGGUCCAAAGUUGACUACAGCAAUUCGCCUCGUUCAAAUACGCCACGAAUCAAGUCUCCCAAAUCAAAUACACCCAGACCCAAGUCCAAGAGGCAACAGAUCGCUGACAAUCGUGUCCUCGAUUCUGACAUGAUCAGUGUCGAGACUACGACUCAGAAGACGAGAACGACUGCGCCGCGCAUCGUCAAAGCUGACACUGUGCGAAACCGUGUACGCGAGGAGAUUGCGACCACCACGAAAUCAAAACGCGAUGCCUUUCUCGUUCAUCACAAGGACUAUUUCUUGCCUCUGCUUCCUCCCAACAACUACAUUACCAAGCUGCUUCAAGCCAAACACAAGCACCAGGACUACGUACCCUUCACUCCUCUGAAUAAGCAACCCACCAACGUAGUUGCUACGAUGAAGCCCUAUCAGCUCACUGGACUUUCCUUCUUGGCGAACAUGUACGAGAACGCAAUGCCUGCAAUCUUGGGUGACGAAAUGGGUCUGGGAAAGACGUUGCAAACGCUUUCCCUAAUUCAACAUCUUGAAGACACUCACCCCAGCCCAGUUGGAGUUGCCCGGCCAUAUCUGGUCGUUUGCCCGCUCAGUGUUUUGGGGUCAUGGUGUGACGAAGCUCGAAAGUGGACGCCAAAGCUCAAAGUUCUCCGCUUUCAUGGUUCAGUCUCGGAGCGCAACGAUGUCAAGUUGAUGGCGUCUGGAGUCACGGACAGAUUCGGCAACGCCACAGGUCGCAACAAGACAAAGAGGGGCGACCACUCCGUCGCUGCCAACGAAGACUCUGGGACUGUCUUCGACAUCAUGGUCACCAAUUACGAGACUUUUCAGUCAGAGGCCUCCUGGCUGAAGCAUGCAUUCGCAUGGCGUUACUGCAUUCUAGAUGAAGGACACAAGAUCAAGAACGACAAGACAAACAUAUCGCUUGCGUUGCAAGGGUUGCAGGCUGAGCACCGCCUGCUCUUGACCGGAACGCCUUUGCAGAAUGACUUGCGUGAGAUGUGGGCCUUGCUCCACUGGCUGUAUCCCAAUGUCUUCAUCGAAAAGACUGCAGAAAUGUUCAAAGAGGCAUUCGACAUUGGCCGUGGUCAGGUUAACUCGAAGUUCAUGGACCAUGCACGUCAUCUACUCGAGCUCGUCAUGAUCCGAAGAAUGAAGAGCAGCCCUGGGGUUGACCUAGGAUUGCCUUCCAAGAGCGAGGUUCUUCUCUACAUCCCUCUGACACCCGUUCAACGAUUUUGGUACACACGACUCCUGACUAAAGCUGGCGGUACACUGCUCGACGAUAUUUUUGGCAAUGUGAAGCAGAAAGAACACGAAGCACGAGUCAAAGAGAUUGAAGAGGACGCUCAUCUUCACCAAGUCAAAGAUGCAGCCGGUGAUGAAUUCACCAGUCAAAGUCGUGCCCUCAUCGAACAGGCUGUUUCCAACGAAGCGACUGGAGAUAAGGAUACCUCGGCUUACAAGAAAUUGAUGAACAUCGUCAUGCAGCUCCGCAAGGCAUGUAUCACUCCGUACAUGAUCAAAGGCGCCGCUCCGGAACCAUACAGUAUUGGAGAUCACAUCAUGCAUGCCUCUGGAAAAUUCAUCGUUUUGAGCAAGCUGAUCGACGAACUAGUCGUCAAGCAGAAGAAGAAGAUUCUCAUAUUCUCGGGCUUCACCACAGCUCUUGACUACUGUGAAGAUCUCCUCGCCACCAAGGGCAGUAAUCAAAACGACGCCCCUUUCCGCCAUGUACGAUUCGAUGGCAGCACCCAACGAGCUGUGCGCAAUCUGCAGAUCAGACUCUUCAACGAUCCAUCUUCAGAGUACAAGAUCAUGCUGAUCUCCACUCGUGCCGGCGGUCUCGGCCUCAAUCUUACUGCUGCAAGCGACGUCAUAUUCCUAGAUGAAGACUGGAACCCACAGGUCACCCUUCAAGCAGAAGCGCGCUCCCAUCGCAUCGGACAAACAAAGCCUGUCACCAUCUACAAACUAUUAAGCUCCGGCACCGUCGAAGAGCAGAUGAUGGGCCGAAUCAGAAAAAAGCUGUACUUGUCUGCAAAGAUCACCGAAUCCAUGCAGGACAUUCAUUCUGCCAAUCAACCGCUGAAGAGGAAACGAGCCGCUGAUCAAGACGACGCUACAACAGAUGAUGGCCCUGAGCUUGGCUUCUCCCAAUUGAAAAGCUUGAUUCGUCGCGGUGCAACCACAUUGACUCAUCCCGAGAUUGACGUGAGCGAGAUGGUCACUUGGGAUAUCGAGACAAUUAUUGAAAAGUGCAAGGACAAGCCUAUCGAUCCUCACGUUAACGGCGAGUCUGAGGAAGUCACAGAGAAGGAGUGGCUGGCCAAGAUGGAGCGUGUCGAGAUUGCAGUGCUAGACGGUGUCAGAUAUCAGAAGAACGUCGACAAGACAGCCGCACCUACCACAACUCUUUCACGCGCAGAUCGUCGAAUGGACAAGAAUACCACAGUUAUGGUAGACGGGUUCGCAAUCAACAAGGAGAGUAUGAAUUGCAAGGCGUGGGAAGCAGUUCCGACAUUGGCAGGCAAAGACCCCCGACUCGCUGAGCCCAAACGAGAAAAGGCGGCGCCGAUCAUUCAUCAGGAAAUCUGCCAAUCCUGCUUUGAUGGUGGCGAGGUGUAUCUCUGCUCAGGCUGCCCUCGUGCUUAUCAUCUAGGCUGCUUGAGCAAGCAGUAUCAGGCCAAGGCCAAGUCCAGGAUGAAUUUCCACUGUCCUCAGCACGAUUGUCACGAUUGCGAGAAGAGCACUAACAACGCUGGUGGUUUGAUUUAUCGUUGUCGCUGGUGCCACAAAGGUUACUGCGAGGAUUGUCUUGACCCCGAAUCUGAGCUGCUUGGUGAAAACCUUCCCGAAUACGAAUUGCUGGACAACCCACCAAAGCGCAAUGCUUUCUACAUCCACUGCACCGAGUGUAAGGCAUCGCAGGAGGACCCGGAGUUCGCAAAGCUCAUCGCCAGCAUGACAGAGCAGUAUGCUACAGAGUAUGCAGACCUUCUUCGUGCUCAGUACGACAAUGUGGUUGAGAAUACUCAAGCCGGUGCCGAGGCUCUGAUGUCACCCAACAGCAGUGAAUCGCUGCCGCCCAGCCGCGACGAAUCGAUGACCGAUGGCAUAACGCUUGAGUCGUCUGGUCAGGUUACCCCUCUGAAAGUAGUCAGACAGGGCAAGCGCCGCAUGGUGGUCCUCGACCUUACCGACGACACUGAAGAUAUCAUUGAUCUCACCGAAGAAGCAGCCAACAAGGAGCCUGAGACUACUGCUGGAGCACUGAACAACAACAACUUCCAGUCAAGGGUGAAGAAGCGCAGAACUCAUUAGUCAUGGGCCGGAUUACCUGCAGGGUGUGUUUCAUAGGUUACAACGAGAGAAGAGCCUGAUGGAUUAUUAUGCAAGGGAAAGAACGAGGAGGCCAUUCGAUUCACUGUGGUUAUCAUGUACUCGUACUACCACUGUUAUCUUACAUACAGAGAGCAACACAAACAAGAUCAAUAAAUAGACUUAUUGUAUCUUUGAAAUGAUUACUGAAAGCAGAC